GACAAAUCCUGAACAAUUCGUUUUGUCAGCUUGUGUACUAAUAUCUGAUAAAAACAAAAUUCUGAGUGUUUUAUUACAAGUGGUUUUGUUUAUUUGUGAUAAAGAUCUAUGGAUAAAGACCACAAUCAGAUUUAAAUAAUUAAUGUAAUAAUUCAAAUGAAUAUAGUUGUAAAAAAUAUGUGAAGAGAAGGAAAAAUGGAAAAUCCAAGUAUGAAUAUUGAAUUAGAAUGGGUUGAACAAACAAAUUCAACAUGGGCUCAAAAAGAUACUGAUAAUAUAGCAAACAGAGAUUUGGUGCAGUCCAUGUAUGAUGUAUUGUUGCAAAAUAAAGAAGUACGUGUCAUACCAACAACGUUAUCUUCUUAUAAUGAUGUACAAGCUUUGCCAAGUUUUCAAUAUGAAGCUCCUACAUCCCUGGAACUAACAAACUAUUUAAACACACUCUUAACAUCUCAGCAUCAGUUAGCUAGAGAAAUAUGUUCAUCCACUCAGUUUUCUGUUCUUUUAAAACAGAGAAUGAUGAUUUUAAAAAGAAUAUAUUAUGCCUUGAUAAUAAAAUACCAUGAUAAGGAUAAGACAUCUGAUGGACAAGCAAUGAAUGUUAAAAAUUCCCCUGUUGUUAGUACUGUAACUAGAGAAGUAUUGUCAGGAUCUCAAGCUCUUCUAGAAAUUGGUGUAAAAACAGGCCUUAGUCUCCUCUUCUCUUUGUUGCAACAGAACUGGCAAGUUAGUGGAAUUUUAGGCAUACCAUCUUUAUGUAAUUCAGUGCUAGAAACCACAGUUUCCCUCAUUAAGAAACUGCCACCUUUAUGCUUGUCAAACGAUGUGCAACUGACUUAUUUAGGAAUAACCAGUUUGGAACAAGUUUGUGAUUUUUUGAAAAAUGCAGUUCUUCACGAAACAGCUGCAGAUAGUAGAGGAAAAUUGCUGGCUUCUGAAAUCUUAAUUGGUUUGGCUCUUCAAAGAGGAUCAUUGAGAUUUCUCUUGGAGUGGAUCGACAUGGCCUUAGAUGCUUCUAUGAACCAGACUAUCGAAAGUGAGUUAUUUACCAAGGCUAUAUCACAGCUUGAAGGUGUAAAGCCUCGUCUGAAAAAUGAAUCAUGGAAAAAAGACAGCUCUGAACCAAUAUCAAUGUAUGAAGCUGCUAUAUAUCUUAUUGAAAUUUUAUCUCUAAUGGCUGUAGAUUAUGGCGGAGCUUGUUCAGUAGCAGAGACAACUGCUUGUGAAUCUGAAUUAGGUGUUUAUGAAAAAUCAGAUGUAUUUGUUUGGGGUUCUAAUUCUUCAAGCCAAUUAGCUGAGGGUCAACAUGAAAAAAUAUUGUUACCUGUAAAAUCUAAAAUAUUUAAUCAGGUUCAACAAAUUGAAGCAGGUCAGUAUUGCACUUUUGUUAUCCACUGGGAUGGAUAUGUAAGCGCUUGUGGUAGAGGAAGCUAUGGACGUUUGGGCCUGGGUGAAACUUCAAAUCAAGCAUUACCAAAAAAAGUUUUGCUAGAUAGUGUUGUAAAAAAAUUGUCUAGUUCAAAAGGUUCUGAUGGACAUACCUUAGCUUUGACAGAUAAUGGUCAUGUAUACAGUUGGGGAGAUGGAGAUUAUGGCAAACUCGGACAUGGUAAUUGUGUGACUUACAAGAAACCGGAACGGAUACUAGGACCAUUUUCCGGAAAAACUAUAAGAUUUAUUAAUGCUGGAUAUAGACAUAGCGCCGCAAUAACAGAAGAUGGGAGGUUGUGGACUUGGGGCGAAGGCGAAUAUGGUCGUUUGGGUCAUGGGGAUAACGCUGGACGUCAUAUUCCGACGAUGGUCACUGAUCUAGUGGACAUUGGUCAAGUCUCGUGUGGCAGUUCCCAUACUUUGGCAGUAUCUAGAGACGGUACAAAAGUUUGGUCUUUUGGUAGUGGCGACAAUGGCAAACUCGGACAUGGAGAAAUUGCCAAGGUAUACAAACCAAAACUAAUAGAAGCUCUACAAGGAUUAAUAAUACAGAAAGUAUGCGCCGGCACAUCAUUUUCUGUAGCGUUGACCAAUAUGGGGCAGGUAUAUACUUGGGGAACUGGGCCUGCUCUUGGUAUGGGAUCCGCUGAUGUAAUAGGAUUACAACCUCUUUUAGUUGAAGACCUAGUUCCUUUUAGAAUAAUUGAUAUAUCCGUCGGUGACAACCAUUGUUUAGCCUUAACUGACGAAUUUCAAAUUUACGCUUGGGGCGUCAACACAGUAGGUCAGUGUGGACAGGGACACACUUCUAGUCCUAUUACAAGACCUCUUAAAGUUAUGGGUCUAGAAGGCGUUAUGGUUAGACAGAUCAGUGCAGGCACAUCGCAUUCCAUUGCAUGGACCAGCGUACCAGCUGAGAACCAUCAAAUUACCAGGCAUAAACCAUUCUGUCUUGAUUUACACGAGAAAACAUUUAAUUACUUUAAGGUGUUCUUGGAAAAAUAUACUAAUUGUUUUACAUAUGAGAAACCUCCACAACCGUUUAAAACUAGGGAGGAUCACGAAAACUUUAUAAUUUUAACCUUAAAGUUAUUGUGUACUCAUUUUCAUCUUUGUAUUAGUGCCAAUUUGAACACCAAUGUUUUAAAUAAGCAUGCCAAGGAGUUAAGGACUGCUUUAUUUAGAUUAGUGGAUAUAGACGCUACAGAAGAAAUUCAUAAUCUUUCCAAGGAAGUAUUAAAUAUAGGCGCACCGUUACUUUUACCUUUGUUAAAUGAAAGAGUCGAAUUUCUACACUCUCAUUUGUCCAGUGGCAACUCCUUGUCUCAAGGACAACAGAUGCUCUUAAGUAUUAUUUUAAGCAGCUUAGAAGAUCCCAUUCAUAUAGCCUCAUUAUUAGGAUAUGCUGUCAGUACAGAUAAGUCUAAAGAGUUAGAUGGGAAAAUGACAUCAACUCUGAUGCACACAUUGCUGCAGUCGUUUACUAAAAACACCGAGGAAACCAUGGAAUCUAUUUUGAAAUAUAUGGCUAUUAAAACAAACUAUAAAUGGCAGAAGCCCGGAAAUUCAAAAGUUUGUCAUCUUCAAAAGUUGCUUUCGUCACUUCAAAACCAUAUGCUCGCUCAUUAUAUUGUAUCGAACAAAAUACAAGUAAAGGAAAUUUCAAACGACAACGAUUUCUUGGUCAAUCAUCUGAAAAGUUUAUUCGAAUUUGCUAUACAAGUUCUAAAAAAAGGAGCUACAAUUUUGGUGGUCUAUCCGAAUUCUCUGGAAUUACUCUAUAACGUUCUUUUAGACUCUAUUGCUGGCGCAAUGUUGUUUAAAAUCUUAAAUUCCUUAUUGCUAAUGCCUGUUGCAUACAUUAGAAUAAUUUAUAACCCUCUUUUAGAAGUAUUGAAAGCUUUGGAUGCUUUCAACCAAUUGUUGCCAUCCGAACUGAUAGUGGAAAACGAUAAAGAUGGCUCAAGAUCUGAAACACCCACCUUAGCUCAAUUAGCCGAACAAUCGUGGAUUUGGAUCGUAGAUAUGCAAAAGACGUGUUCGCUUUUGGUCGGUCACUGUUUAGGAGGAAUGGUUGUAGGUGAAUUACACAGCAGAGAAGAAUUAUUGUGCCGCAAUUGGCUCACAAGUGUAAUAUUUUCGUCUGGCGUCGAAAACGAAGAUUUAGGGUUGGAAUGCCUAGAAGAAUUAUCGUAUGUGUCUGGGUCAAAUAAUUUAAAUAGCAUGUUGGUAACAUUUGAGAACCUGUCUAAAAAUGUACAGAAACUAUGUAAAUUAGCUUUUGAUUUACCUUGCCAAUACGACGAGGCGUGUGCCGUAACUCAAGAUAAUCAAGAAUCCGAAGACAUAUUUGGUAAAAUGUUACAAAAUCUAGAAGACGAAACGUUCGAGUUUGACGAAGAAAAACGAAAAAUGUUUGAUCGUAUUACGAGAUGCUUCUUUUAUGCGGUAUUGAAAGUAACAGGACUGUUAGACAAGGGUAACAAUGCAGCUGCAUUUAAAGAGGUGUUUAAGUAUUCAAAUACGUUAAGACAAAAGCUAUUCAGUCUUAUGUACAGCUCAAAAUUUAGAGAGCAGGAACCGAUGGAAGAAGAUAAGGAUAGUGACGAGUCUAAAGUAAUAUCGGAAGACAAUACCCAAUUGGUUUUGAGAGAAAUCGACUUCGAGAUAUUUUGUCAGAAGGUUUUACAAAGAUGUUUGUUUCUGCUGAUCUACGUGCGCGGUACCAAAGUAGAUAUAUCGUUAGGCGAGAUGGAGUCAGACGAAGAGGUAUCAGAGAAACCUUACAUCGAAUUUUAUAAGUCUGAGAGAGAUCCCACGUUAGCCGAUUUGAGGCACGUUUGUUCGUUGAGUCUUAAUUAUGUUAUCAGUGGAACUGAGGAAAAAGCAGGAUGUAAGGCCGAUAAUGGAUGGUCAAAUGAUCCGGCGAUUGUUUUGAAAGCUUUGUUAUGUCACAAGAAAAGAGCUGCAAGUCGCUUCGAAGCUCUAGAUCAGCUUAUAUACCACCUUACAAGUAAAGAACCAACUUUAACAGUUUUAAACUGUAUCCAUCAGCAACUAUUGGAAGGAUGUUUCGGAUUUUGUAAUAUAUGCAAUGACGACUCCUGUACGCCGUUCCAUCAUUAUUUGGAAGGCAUUCAAAGUUCUCCCAUGGAAAUGCAGGAAAAAAUUCGCACAAUUGUACAAGGAAUUUACGACUACCUAACGACGUCCUUAAAAAAUCAAGUGUCCGAAAAUUGUGAAUACCAGCAUUUGCUUUUGGUGACAGUAUUUUCCCUUAGCACUCGAUAUCAACCAAACGAUUUGAGCUUGAUCAUCAACAACGAUCUAGUUCAAAAUCUAAUGCAACUGGUCAAUAUUGGUAACUUUGGAUUUCAGCCUUACACGAAGUCAGAGAUUCUCACGAUGGCUUCGUUGAGGCUGAUACAUAUAUUGGCCAUGUCUUGUUGCAUCAACUCCAAAAAUAUUGAUAUAGCUCCAUUAGAAAUUAUAAUCGGUGUUUUACAUAAUCAGUUUCUAAAAACUAUAGAAAUUUUUGACGAGUGCUGCCAAGAUUUCGUUUCGCAAGCGUUCCAGUGGGGCAACGAACGUCACAUGGGCGAUUUCCUAUUAUUUUUAAGAGUUAUUUCGUCCGGUAGCAAUAUUCAACGCCUGUUAGCCACAAAGAAAUGGAUAUAUGCGUUUUUGACGAUACUGGGUACCUUCAAUAUGAACUUGAGUUACAACUCCCAGAUCAAGGUACUGAGACCGAAAUUAUUGAUACUGCAACUUCUGCAAAUAAUCCUGCCUAACUUGAAACCGGUACAUAUAGACGAUGCUUUAAGGAAACACAUUGUAGCGAAGUUGUUCUGUUUCUUGGGCAAGGAGAUAUGGGCGGAUUCGUCAAAUAAUUCGUUUUCCGUUUCAUUUGGUAACAAAUUCGACCCAGCCGAUGAUAUUCUUACUGUCAAAGAUUUUAAAGAAAGCGAGGGAAAUGUUCCUGUUCACGACAUGGGUUUUGAUCCAGAAAAAUGUGUUAACUGUACAAUUGACGGAAGCUUAACUUUAAUUCAUGGAUCUGGUGGUCGUGGAUACGGAUUGGGUUUACAAGCUAUAAAAUCGGGUUGUUAUCAAUGGAAAAUUCUUAUUGUUAAAGAAAACAGAGGAAAUGAAGGAACAUGUAUAGGGGUUGCUAGACUACCAGUUAGAGAUUUUAGUCAUAGGUCUACCACUGAUAUGUGGUUAUAUAGAGCAUAUAGUGGAAGUCUUUAUCAUAAUGGGGAAAGAGAUAUUUGUUUCCAGAGUUACACGCAAGGAGACUAUAUAACUGUCGUGUUAGAUAUGGACGCAAAGACUUUAAGUUUUGGCAAAAAUGGAGAAGAGCCAAAGAUAGCUUUCGAAAAUGUCGAGGGUAUGGAAUUGUUUCCUUGUGUUAUGUUUUACAGUACUAACCCCGGAGAGAAAGUUAAAAUCACGGACAUGAAAGUCCAUGGUACACAACGGGAUGUACUACCUGGAGAACCAAAUUUGGCACCUCUGCAUGCAGUGCUCGCGGAAGCCUAUAUAGGACUUAUAAGAAAGCUUCACAAUUCGGUUACAUGGACUAAUGAUGUAAAUACCGCUUUGAAGCAGAGAAUAAAUAAAAUUGAAGAAUUAUUUCCCAAUGUCGAAACUCACAAUCUUGACGAGGCGUCCUCUAGAAAGAUGGUAGAUUUAAAACCUGAGCUUGAAAUUAAUUUAGAAGAAAUGUGCUCUGUAGUUUGGCCAGCGCUGGCUGUUAUUGGAGGAUUAGAUAGAGGUUUAAGAAUGGGAGGUUAUUGUAAACAUAAAACAACCGGUAAAAAGGCUAUCGUUUUAGGUAUCUUAAAGAAGGGUAUAACUACCGUUAACGUUCAGUGGGAACAUGACAGUGGCGUAUCAAAUGUGGCCAUAUCAAAUUUGGAGUUUAUCGAACCUGAACCGUUUUGUACUGCUAAGUUUACAGGUUUAAACUGUAACAUUCUGCUUCAACUGGCCAGAUUGUCUGGCAUUACCAACGAAAUAUCGUUUCCGCUGUACGAGCUGAACGAAGAAGAGGAGGAAGCGUUUCUGCCUUCCGACAUUAAGAAACGAUCUUCAGGAGCCGAAGAAAUGUUACAUUCGAUUUCGGAUUCUCAGGUUAACACUAAAAGUACGAUGGAAAAGUCACAAAUGCCGCGGACAGUGGAAAGUCUGACUAACGAAAUGGUGUCAAAUAUUAUGGGCGAAGUUAAAAGAAUAAGUACCGAAAAAUUGACAGGUUCGCAAAGUGAAACUAUACUUAGAGAUCAAAAUGCCGACGCCACUAAAAACCAACAGAACGACAGUGCCGAAACUGAAGAGCUUCAGCAAAAAUUUGCAUUAAUGGAAGACGAAUAUAUAAAAUUGGCCUUUUUGCAGUUUGCUGCUUUAAAAGCUUUAGGGUCAUUUAUAAUGACAACUCAAUUCACAGAAUUGUUUUUAAUAAAUGCUAGCAAUUCGGAACAUGACGUAGACAUUAUAAAGGAAAUAAUGCAUAGCAUUGUCGAUAAAAGUAUUGAUCAGUGUAAAUUAAAAAAUAUCAUUACAGUCGCUGACACAGAAAGAGCUCUAAAUGUCCUUCAUAUGAGUUAUACUAAAUCAAAAUGCAAGGAAGAUGUAGAUUGUCAGUUUAGAAAUAUCGAUGAACUUUCUUCGUCCCAAAAUGAUAAUGUAGGUAGUUACCAAGAUGCGAGUAGUACGUCCAUAUCACAUAGUCCAGGGUGUAGCUCUUUUCAAGACGUAUCGACGAUAAGAGUUCCAAAGUUUCCAAGGAAAAUCAUUAGACCCCCAUCCUCUCUGCGAGCACAAUGUCUUAACUAUUCUAGGGCGAUAUCAUUACAGCCAAGUCCAACCAGUGCUUUUUCUACAAGGGUACACAGGUUCGGUUCGUCGGAAUCGGAAGACAAUUUAUGGACCAUUAGACGCAGAUCUAAUUCUAUACCGGCUCCUCCGAUAGCGGUUCCCCUUUUGGAAAUGGGCUUUACUCUCAAACACAUAUUGAAAGCUCUGUGCGAGACUCACAGUUCGGGAGAGGUGAGCGCCAGAACCAUCAACACGCUGGCGACUUGGAUGUGCGAGCAUCCGUAUCUGGAGGCUAGAGUAGAACCUAGUUCGAGCAACGUGUCUUCGUUUAGAGAACUGUGGAACAGAAGCAACGACUUAGUUGAUCAACAGAACUUUAUUAUUGAAAGGUCCCAAGACUUACUGAGACCACAGACCACAACGUCAGCAACUAACGAAAAUCUUCAACGAAGAGGCAUGGGGCCAAGGCGACGUGCCUAUGCAGAAUUUCGAAGUUUGGUAGAAAAAGUGGACAGGGCUCUACAAGAUCGUGUUAGAGAAAGACAACAGUUUAGAGAAAGACAACACGUUAGAGGUGAAGCUCAGCCUUUAUUGAGAGACCUAGGGGCAGCUUCUGGGAUUAUGGAUGAUAUGUCAUCCCAAGAAUGCGAAGGCGCCACAGCAGAUAUUCCGACGGGAGAAUCAAGCUCAUCGAAUUACGUCUAUGUUAGCAAACAAUGCGCCGUAUGUCCUUACUGUGAACAUUUGUCGCCCUACCUUGACGCUCAUAUGUUAUCCCAUCAUCCUGGAUGUGGAGCUUUGUGGGGACCUGGAGUUUGUGGAUACGUCACUGACGGCUUUUACAUUAUCUGUUACAAAUGCAAGAACAAAUACUUAAACAAGAACAAAGCCGACAAUAUUUUAUUGAACAAAUGCCCGGAUAUAUUCUUUGACGAUGACGAUAAUACAGAGACUGAUAUGCAGAGUUUGAACUUUUCUAUAUCAGAAUGCGAUAACUUGGAAGAUAUCAAAGGAUUUUUGGGUGUUUCUGAGAAAGAUUUCUCUUUAAAACCCAUCAAUUUUCACGGAACUGAUCCAUUAGGAACCAGCGCUGUGACAAAAAUUCCUCCAGAUAAUGAAAAAACGGAUGAAAUCAAAUGUAAAAGUAUCGGCAACCAGGCAUCGCUUCUUAGUACUCCUUUACAGAGAAUUUUUGCAUUUAAAGCCCUCUCUAUAUCAGUAAAAAUAUUACUUUCAAGACAAAUUAUACUGAACGUCCUUUCUUUGUUGUCCAUGUCUACAAAUUAUGUAAGUUUGAUUUCCUGUCUGGAGCUAAUAGGUUUGAGUGAUAUGGCUAAAGUGGUUCGACUGAUGACGCUCACUGCCAUGAACAGAGUGGAACUGAGUAAAAUACAGUCCUCUCCAUAUUUCUUAAGCCUCAGACUUCCAGAAGAUUUUAAUCACCUUACGACGAACUUACCGAACGCCGCAAAUUCAUGUUUGAAGUAUCUAAGCGUUAGUAUUGCAGCUCUUGCUCAAAACGAAAUAGAAGCUUCGAAUUUGGUGGUGAAUAUUUGUACUAAAGAUCUGCUCAUGGCAGCUUUUGGUGUUGCAGUUCCUAAAUCAGCAUUUGCAGUAACUCAGGCUCUUGUUAAUAUACUAUCCACACACGGAGGAUGUUCUCUGAUGGAUUUACCAAAAGAAGAAGUUUGUUUAAGUCCAUCCAUAGAGAGGCAAAAUGUGGGUCCCUUGAUAUUAGCGAAUGCUUUAUCAUCCUAUAUUUUGUCUAAUAGAGUGGCAAAACAAGCCAAAGAAUGGGCAGCUCAGCAGCUCUUUAAAUCUAUUGCUACGAAAGUCCAAAUGAUGUCAGGCUCAAACCUAGAGCAAGUUAAUUUUGCCGAUUUGUCUGGAAGUAUGCCCAAACAGAAUAUUAGUACCCUAGACGGCCAUGACAAUCGAGUAAGUACGCUAGCUUGGAAUAAAAAAACUAGGAUAUUGGCUUCGGCAGGCUAUGAUGGCACAGUACGUUUAUGGAGUUUUGUUAAUGGAAAGAUACCUAUCUUAGAUUCUACGCUUGUGUUCCAUACUAGUAUAAAUACAUUUGGUAAUGACCUACAGGGAAAACUUAUAGGUCACUUAGAGUGGUCGCCAAUGGGUGACUAUCUAGCAGCUGCUUUGGACAGUGUAAUAAAUAUUUGGUGCAUCAGAAAAACUGAACAAUCUCAAGAAUUUGAUUGGUUCGUCGAGCACCAAAAGGAGUUUAUAACAGUUAUGUGCUGGCCUAAGAAUAAAAACGAAAACGCCACAGAUAAAGAUUAUUUAUUAGUAGGAAAAAUAGACGGCACAGUGACACUUCUAACGGUUCUGCAUGCUUCCAAACGAGUAGAAACCUUAAUGAACUUCUCCUUAUCUAAUGCAGUGGUUCAUAUGGACUGGUAUCACGAAGAUCAUUAUUAUGCAAUUGGAUAUUUAGAUGGUAGUCUAAAGUUAGGAAAACUGGAUUGUCAAGCGAAUAUAAUUACUAUGCAAGCUCACGAAAGUCCAAUAAGUGGCUUAUGUUGGAAUCCAGAGGGCGAAUUACUAGCUACUAUUUCAAUUGAUGCGACUUGCAAAUUGUGGAAACAGGAAACUGAAAAUAUAGUUUUGAUUUACACCAUAAUUUUAACAUAUGAACCAACAAGUUUGGCUUGGUCACCGGUUAUUGGUGAGAACACUGGCUAUAUGUUAUUAGCAAUUGGAACUAGUUAUGGAACUGUAAACUUGUGGAAGGUACCGCCUUAUUCAAACUCUAGAACAGAAAUUCCUAUGUUAAUGUUCUCUGCACAAGGACAUUCCUAUAAUGCAGUGACAGCGUUAUCAAUCCAUUCUAGUGGCAUGCUUUUAGCAAGCGGCUGUUUAAAAGGUCCUAGUGGAGUGGUAAAUGUAUGGUCGUUGACUAAUGGAAAUUUAGUUUAUACCACUACAGGUAGUGGUGGUGUUAACACCAAUGGAUUACAAUGGAUAGAUGAUAAUGAUGCUCUUGCAGUCGCCUUUUCAAGGUCCAUCUCUGUUACUGUUGUGCCUUAUUCAGUUGAAGAUCUAAAAGUAAAUUUACCUUUAGCAACUGUUAGGUGUUCGCUGUUAAAGAAAGGUGUUAGAGGUUUUAAAAGAGCUCCAUUUUUUAAAGGUUUGGCCAGCCUUUUGCCAAAAAUUCUUUUAGAUCAAUAUAACGCGGAAAAAUUGAGCGUUUCUACUGGGGCUCAGUUAAUGCACAGUGUCUAUUUAAAGAGCUUAGCGUCUUUAGCUAUAAUCCUUAACUUAGAUAAAGUUAUUUGUUACAAAUUGAAACCGUUCAAUGACGACAAUAAAAUUGAAAUCCAACCGGAAUUUCAUUGGUUGCAUACCUUUAGCUUGGGAUCUCAAAUUGCGGAGAGUUUAAUCAAAAGGACUGAUUUGCCUGAAACCAUAAUAAAUUUAUCCCAAGUUUUGGAUGAAGAUACACCGCCAUCGACAAUACAAAAUGCGUUUUGGACUUUGAAACAGGAUGAACAAAUUAUGGAAUGGUCUUCGCAAAGGCCUCAGGACUGGGAGAUUGGUGGAAAAUGCAGAGCUUUUCUGUGGGGAUCCGAUAGACACGGCCAAUUGGCUGAACUAGGUUAUAGUGCCUCGGCUCCUGCCAUAGUCGAAUCGUUUUCAGUAGCAAGAAAAAUUGUAUGCGGUCAAAAUUGUACAUUUGUCAUAUUAACAAAUGGUGCAGUUAUGGCUUGUGGAGAAGGAAGUUAUGGAAGAUUAGGCCAAGGAAAUUCGGACGAUCUACAUUCCCUUAGUAUAAUUUCGAGUCUUCAGGGAUUUGUAAUAACGGAUUUGGCUACGUCGAUGGGUUCCGACGGUCAUAGUUUAGCUUUAGCAGAAAGCGGUGAAGUAUUCUCUUGGGGCGAUGGAGAUUAUGGAAAAUUAGGCCAUGGAAACAGCGACAGACAGAGACGACCUAGACAAAUUGAAGCAUUGCAGAACGAAGAAGUCGUCCAGGUUGCUUGUGGAUUUAAACAUAGCGCGGUAGUAACUAGCGAUGGAAAAUUGUUUACAUUUGGAAAUGGCGAUUACGGUCGCUUAGGCCUGGGUUCGACUUCAAAUAAAAAAACACCUGAAAUUGUCAUGUCUCUGGAUGGAUAUAAAAUUGGACAAGUCGCUUGCGGUCUGAAUCAUACAGCGUGUGUUUCCACAGACGGAAUGGAUGUAUGGACCUUUGGGGAAGGCGAUUUUGGAAAAUUAGGAUUGGGCCACACUACAACAAAAUCGAUUCCACAAAAGGUUGAAAGUUUGUGUGGCAUCGGUAUUAAGAAAGUCGGAUGCGGUACCAAUCUAACCGUUUUCUUGACAAAAAAAGGAAAUCUGUUCGUGUGUGGUGUUGAUAGGGUUCCUUGGCAAAAUUUAUCUAGAGAACGCCCUGACUUCUUGCCACAUCAACUUAGUUCAUUAGAAAACUACUUUAUAGACGAUUUUGCCAUUGGAACUGAACACGUCCUAAUUUUGACAAGCUGUGGAAAAGUAUUUGGAUGGGGUAUGAAUACUGAGGGUCAAUGUGGUCUUCCACAUGUUUCUUUAAUUAGAGAUCCUCAAAUAAUUACCGAACUAUCUGAUAAAGGAAUUAGACAAAUUUCAACAGGACGGACUCACAGCGCAGCAUGGACAGCAAAUCCGCUUCCAAAAAGAACACCAGGUGUGAGCCAGAGUUUAACUUUUGGACUGCCCAAAGAAAUUCCUCCUCAGUUUGACCACCUGCAAGGGUUACCUACUAAAUCAAUUCAAGCAAGGUUGAAGUUCCUAUAUAAUUUUUCUGACAAGCUCUAUUCUUGUUGGACGUUUAUGCCGUUAAGUUCCCAGCAAGCCGAGUUCAACGUUCCACCUUUAGAAGGUCUGAUUUCGCCAAAAUUACGCCCUAUACUCGCUCCAAGAGUGUAUACAUUGCCUUUUGUUAGAUGUGUAGGGAAAACAAUGGUCCAAGGAAAGAACUAUGGGCCUCCGGUGGUUAUUAGAAGAAUAUCUCAAGAAGGAAGAAAAGUUAAGCCUAUAUUUAUUCAAACCGCAAAGCAAGUAGUGGACUUUAACCCUCACGAUUUAAGACUUCCUUCUAGAGCGUGGAAAGUCAAAUUAGUUGGCGAAGGAGCGGAUGAUGCAGGUGGCGUUUUUGACGAUACUAUUACAGAAAUGUGUCAGGAAAUUACAAAUAAUACAGUACCAUUACUGGUUCCAACACCAAACGCAUUAAACGAUGAAGGAUUCGACAGAGACAAAUACCUUCUGAAUCCUCACUUAACUACCCCUCAGUAUCUAACCUGGUUUAAGUUUCUUGGCAUUUUGUUUGGUGUCGCUAUUAGGACUAAAAAACCUUUAGCUAUACCUUUGGCUCCGCUAAUCUGGAAGCUUAUUGUCGGGGAACCGUUAACUGUUGAAGAUUUGGAAGACACUGACUCGAUGUAUGUUCAGACUUUGAGAAGCAUUAGAGAUAUUGAUAAGUCAGGAGUUACAGCUGAAUAUUUCUAUGAGAUUAUUCCAUUACAAACGUUUGAAGGGCAAAGUUGUACAGGAAAUAUAGUACCAAUUACUCACGGUGGUAAAAAUAUUCCUCUGACUUUCGAAAAUAGAGCACAAUAUUUUGAGCAAUCUAUUAAGUUCAGAAUGCAGGAAUUUGAUCUUCAAAUAGCAGCCAUCAGAGAAGGAAUGUCCGGAAUUAUUCCGGUGCCGCUAUUGUCGUUAAUGACGGCAGAUCAUUUGGAACAAUUAGUAUGUGGCAUGUCACAUAUAUCUAUAAGUGUUCUGAAAAAAAUUGUUAGGUAUAGAGAAUUAGACGAAAAUAACCAAUUGGUAAAAUGGCUGUGGAACAUUUUAGAAAGCUUUACCGAUAACGAAAGAGUUCUUUUUAUGAGAUUCGUAUCGGGUAGAUCCAGAUUGCCGGCCAAUUUAGCCGAUUUAUCUCAACGUUUUCAGGUAAUGAAAGUAGACAAAGCAGUAAAUGGACUUCCAACAGCACAGACAUGUUUCUUCCAACUUAGACUGCCACCCUAUACCAGUCAAGAAAUUAUGGCUGAGAAAUUACGUUAUUCUAUCAAUAACUGUAGAUCUAUUGAUAUGGAUAAUUAUAUGUUGGCCAGAAAUACUGAGCAAGGAAACGUCUCUGAUGAAGACUGGUCUUUUGAAAGUUAAACUAAUUUAAAAGGUUGUAAUUGGAAUGAUAUAAUCUAAACAAACGUCUGGACGGUCAGCCUGACAUAGUUUUAUAGCAUGUACUCCAGAAAAGGCUGAAUAUUUUUUUAUAACGACUGUAUUUUUGGAUUUCGUUUUUAUAAUUUCUUCUAUUUGUUAUGUUUUUAUUGAAAAUAAAUAUAAACUUGUUAAAGCUUUAAAA
Molecule: messenger RNA, 13615 nt
Organism: Sitophilus oryzae (rice weevil)
Lineage: Eukaryota; Metazoa; Arthropoda; Insecta; Coleoptera; Curculionidae
Product: probable E3 ubiquitin-protein ligase HERC1
Exons: 65
Coding region: 196-13413 (4405 amino acids)
Molecular function (GO): protein binding; ubiquitin-protein transferase activity
Source: RefSeq, a predicted model, not a curated record